AUGCCGACAUCGUGGUUGGGUUGGCCCAUUAAAUUACACGCUUGGCGGGAGUAUGAAUGCACCCUCAACACCACCGAGGAAUGCGCAUUUGAGCAAGGCUACUGGCGCUUCUGGUACGAGGCAGACCAUCGCUACGCUCUGCCAACAGUUGCCCUCUUUACCUCAACCAUCGUCCUCUUCGCAUCCGGAUGGCUUGCCAUGCAGCUCACGCCCCUGUCAGUCUUGCGUACACCAUCAGUAAAACGCUUCCUGGCAUUGUGCCGCUAUGCCUCCUACCGACGCUUUCGGAUCGAGAGGUUGAAUUGGAACUCGGCAUCUGUUGGAGUCUUAUUUCUCGGCGCUGUCGGGACGCUGUACUUUUUCUGCAUGACACUCGCGCCUAAGCCGUACUACUGGCCAAACACAUCGGAAGUGGACUACGGCUCGUCGCCUCCGAUCGCAACCCGCUCCGGCUGGAUGUCGCUUGCGUGCUUGCCUUUUGUGAUCAUGGCCGCAGGCAAGAGUAACUGGAUCACACUGGUGACGGGUAUCUCGCACGAGAACCUGCAAGUCUUCCACAGGUGGAUAAGCUAUGCCAUGUUCGUAACCGCGUUGGUACAUACCUUCCCGUUCAUCGUCUACGGCAUUCAGAGCGGCAUGAUCGUGAUGAAUUGGAACACAAGCGUGUUCUGGUGGACCGGAGUAAUAGCGCUGCUGGCGCAGACUUGGUUGACAUUCGCUUCAUUUGCACCACUUCGCAGCCUAUCAUAUGAGUUCUUCAAGCUAACCCACUUCCUCGCCGCCCUGAUCUUCGUCAUCUUCCUCUUUUUCCAUUGCGACUACACUCUAUCGUCCUGGGACUACCUCAUCGUGACUGCCACCUUCUUCACGCUCUCCUGGGCGCACCGCUACCUCCGCGUCUUCGUGGAAUAUGGCUUUCGGCGGGCGAGCGUCAGUCUUGAGCCCAACGGGUUCGUGCGGAUCACCGUGCCGCACAAGUCAGGCUGGACGGUGGGACAACACUACUUUGUCCGGCUUGCCGGAUUGGGAGCGCACGCUCUUAGUGUCCAUCCGUUCACUGCGUGCUCACUGCCAGAUGAGGCAGAUUCAACGAACUCAAGGCUCAUCUUCUACAUUCGUCCUCGCGGAGGGUUCACCGCCCACUUGGCCAAGUACGCCAAAGCGCAAAAGACCGCAACCAUCGGCGUGUUGCUAGACGGGCCAUACGGUGGCGUAGACCUGCGCAAGCUCUGGUCCGCCCAGAGAAUGCUUGUCGUGGCGGGCGGUUCAGGCGCCGGAUGGAUCCUACCGUUCGUCAUCGAGCUUUACCGACGGCUUGCAACAUGCCCCAAGGCGGCUCCGUCCAUGCGGGUGAUCUUGGCGACAAGAGACCUGGCUACGCAAUGCUGGUUCGAGACGGCUAUACGAGAGAUCUUGCUCAGUGAUGCAUCAGGCCGGAUGUUGGAAUUGGUGUCUGUGGAAGUGUAUCUCACAGGUAGCGAGGCGGCUGUCGACGCUACAGGGACGAAAGGCCAGUUGCUGCGCAAGCUCGAAGACCCGGAGAAGGCUGCGGCAGACGUUGCUGAAGACGGUGGGCGGACGAGUUCCGAUGUGUCGAGUUCGAAGCACCACCUUCAGCCGCAUGGCUUCGCCCAUCAUACUUCGCGGCCUAGCCUUCUUAACAUUGUCAGCUCCGAGGCUCACUCAGCCAGUGUACAUGGCUCAGUUGGCGUCUUCGUGUGCGGCCCACUGAGCAUGCAGAAGGAUGUAGCGGAUGCCGUUGCAAAGCAAGAGUUGGAAGCGAUGAGGAGCGGCAAAGCGGAUAUCUAUUUGCAUCUCGAGCAUUUUUCAUGGGCAUAG
Molecule: messenger RNA, 1839 nt
Organism: Baudoinia panamericana UAMH 10762
Lineage: Eukaryota; Fungi; Ascomycota; Dothideomycetes; Mycosphaerellales; Teratosphaeriaceae
Exons: 4
Coding region: 1-1839 (612 amino acids)
Biological process (GO): intracellular iron ion homeostasis; iron ion transport; copper ion import
Cellular component (GO): plasma membrane
Molecular function (GO): ferric-chelate reductase activity
Source: RefSeq, a predicted model, not a curated record